CGAACACUGUGCUAUCACAGUCUCCAUACAGCCGAAGCAUACAACCAUGACCCCGCCAUCGACUACAUCUUUUCGUGCCGUGUUGGCUGCUGCCACUAGCUGUGGCUUGUUUUUUUUUCUCUCGUCGGUAGUGGUUCCCGUCGGUGCCAAUACCAUCUUCGAGAACUUGAUCCCAAUGGCGUGUGUGAAUCCACUCUUGGGAGAGGCCGGCUUUUGCGUCGGCAACAACGAAUGCAGGGAUGCGUGUUUCGGUAACUCGAAAAGGUUCCAAGGCGACGCUUCCCCUCUCUCGUUGGAAACCUCGGCACUGCAAGAUUUCUACAUUCCCGUCGACGCAGUCGAAUGCGACGAGAUUGAAGACCCCAUCUGCCCCGCCGUGAACUGCUGCCCGGGAUGCAGGGACGAACUCGUCGCACUGUACCGUUGCAUCAUCCUUGAAGGCAACUACCACUAUCUCGACUAUUUGACCCGAACCUGUCCCAUGGAUUGCAAGAGCGAUAAGCCGGGGAACAKCCUCGUUCCUCCAGCACCAGCGCCGACAGCACCGGCGCCGACCGAGGAACCUAUUCUUGCAACGGGCAUCACGGUCGUCACRGUUGAGAGCGAUGAGGUUGAUAUUUCGACGAUCAUCACGGUUGAUAACGUAGAGGGCGAUAUCAUUUCGUCGUCCAACGAAACCGAUGAUUUCUUUCCGUCCAACGAAACCGAUAUCAUUGACGAGGWCGAACCUGAUAUCGACGAAAUCGACGAAGUCGAACCAGAAACAACGGUAGAGAUUAACUCUUUCGCGUACAUUGCACCAGACUGGAUCAUUCCGACUCCCGUCGGGAGCGAAUACGAUCCCAUGACUGUCCGGGUCGGCGAUACCCUCACCUUUGCGUGGUCGGGAGGAACGCACGACGUCUACAUCUACCCCUUCGGUGGCUGCGAUCGGACCGACAAAAUCAUGGUCGGAAGCACCCGGGACAACCCCGUCACUUAUGUAUUUACGGAGGCCGACAAGGGUAAAACACUUAACUUUGUGUGCGACAUCGGCAGCCACUGCGAGCUCGGGAUGCGUAUGCAGGUGAGGGUGUUUGGGGCGAUUCCGGUGUUACCCCAAGCGAAUGAAGCCCUCGUAGAAGAGAUUGCGAACGGUAUGCCCUAAAGAUGAAAAAGGCGAUCAARCAAGAAAGAAACGAAGUUCAAGCACUGCAAUGAAAAAGAAUCGCACUUCGGAGUUUCGUAUGUAUCAUUAUCAACACCAUUAAUAUUUGUCAUGCAGUAGGGAAGUAGCUCUGGGAGGUAGAACCAGGAGGAAGGAGUUUGAUGCCGAUGUUGCCUUCAACAAUAGAUAGUGACACACCAAAAGAACAUGGACGCGAUGCAUCUGCUGCCUUAGAAUCAGACGGGGAUAGCUGUAACAGAGAAAURAGAAUUAGAAUUGAAGAAUCCAAAUCAAUAGUAACAACAGUAGUAGUAGCAACAUCAAGAAGGAGCUGCAAACUCACAAAAAAUAUCAAUAGAAACAUGCUUCUUGU
This is a messenger RNA of Pseudo-nitzschia multistriata, 1520 nucleotides long. The record is from the annotation of a GenBank genome assembly. NCBI's taxonomy places the organism in Eukaryota, Bacillariophyta, Bacillariophyceae, Bacillariales, Bacillariaceae.